CUCAGUUCACAUCCAGCAGUCGUUGGAGUAACUUGUGCUGAUAGUGAGUCGGAGUGCUUCAUAACUUCGUUCAGCUGACAUGGCCAGUGGUGACUCCUGCGGAGAGCCGCCCCUGAGUGGAGAUGACCCUCCUAGCGAGGGCAAGGCCAAGCGACGCCAACACUGCACCAUCUGCAAGAAUCACAACAAGGUGUCCCCUAAGAAUCGUCACAAGUGUCCUUUCACCAACUGCGAGUGCACGCUGUGCCAGCUGACCCGCAAAAGCCAGAGGGUCAUGUGCCAUCAGCAACGGCUGUGGCGCUUCCAGAAAAUGGUAAAGAAGAGCGACGGCUCCGAAGGGGCGGCGCCUGAGGGCGGCAAUUGCGGAGGGCCGGCACCCGGCAGCAGGGCGCCUGGGACGCCAAAAGGGCUUCUCGCGGAGGAGAUUCCUCCCUCGAGUGACAGCGGGAACACGGAUGGACUCAGCAAACGACAGGUGUGCGACAAAUGCAGGAACCACGACAUUUGGGUGCGGAAGCGCGGCCACAAAGGCAACUGCCCCUACGAGAAAUGCAGCUGCCCGUACUGCUCCUUCACGGCGACGCGGCAGAAAUUAAUGAAGCAUCAGCAGCGUGUGCGACGGGCCCAAGUCACCAGUCAGCCAGGGAGCAGUCCUCAGGAAUUCGUCUUAAGGCCAGCAGGACGCUCAGAUGCCACUACUGAUGAAAUGGAAUCCCCAGACGCACAGCCAGACAAUCCUGGAGAGUCUCCGCCUCAAGUCGGGGAGGGAAAGGAUAUCGCCGCAUCAGAAUCCUUCCCCAAGAUUACCUCCCCGCCAGCUCCGCCUCUCGACCCUGCUUCUUCCCCUGAUCCCGUCGCCGAACCAGCGCACACACAAUGUUGGUUGGAGCCGUACAAAGAGAGUCCUGCACAACCUUCCAUGCCACGAGAAGUCCCGGAGACGCGAUCGUCCGCCUUCCAGCCUCCCGGGUAUGAGACCUCACCCAUCUACACUCCAGCGCCCACAGCCCAAACGCCUGUCAACCCUCACAUAAAGCCGGACCGUAGCUUCGACCUAACUAGAUGCUAUGAAUCCACCGAUACCCCCAAGACUUUCGCGACGCCGCCUCAGAACUCGGCUCUGCGCUGCCCCUUGCCAGCCCAGGACUUCCCCACCUCCGUCAUGUCCUCCAUGAAGCCAAAGUUCGGCGUCGAACCUGACGACUUUCAGCUGCGGAACUGGACUGGACCUAUCGAUAACCAGUUAGCCAAGACUCCACUGGGCAUCCCACCCCCGUGCGUGUCUCUGCCCUUACCUCAGCCACCUCCUCCGCUCAGUUCCUCGGCCUCCAUCAGACCCCAUCCCCCCAUCCGACCCCAGCCGCCCAUCCGACCUCAGCCCAUUCCAGCCCCGAGGCUUUCCCAUGUCCAUCCGCACAUGGGCUGGAGUUCCGUGAGUCUACCUUACAUUGCUUCAGCUCUCCUCCAGACCCACCACGGGAGCGCCCCCGGCCUCCACCUCCCCCGCCCUGCUCACCUAACCGCCCCCGCCUCGUCUCUGGCAGCGUGGUGGUGCCCCCCGCGUCUGUGUGACCACCGGGAAGUCAUGAUGAACGGUGGGGGGGGUGGCGCGCCCUCCUCCAUCUAAGUGAAAGCUCCAGAGUUGUGAAUGCAAACACAAAGUGAUAUUGACAUAGCACUGCAGUACUUUAAACUUGAACUUCAGUAAAUCUGUGGUAAUAAGCCAAGGCAAACUUUUUUUUGCCACCUUUUUGUUAAAGUGCAAAUGCUCAUUCAGUUGAUAUGCCUGAAAAAUCCGAAACUUAACUAAGUUCGCUGACCGACACUACCAAGAUGAAGGGCGGAAUUCUAUGAAUAGCAAGCUAAUGAUGCUUCAGCCAAAUAUCACAUUUCUCUUUUGUAUGUAGUGUGACCAUGAAAUGGAACUGGUUCCCGGCGGAGGGCGGCCGACCGAGCACCAGCCGCGGAGCACCAGCUUUAUUCCAUGAUGAAGACCGAACUAUGCUGAUGUGCUUUUAUCCCUUACAGUUAUUUUGAAAUGCAUGAAAAGGAUAGUGAAGACAAUAUUGGCGAAAGAGAUGGUAAUGCAAAGAAAAGUGACAGUGAUUGGCAAAUUAAUGAUAAUUGAAAUCUGCUAAACUGUUCAUAAAGAAAUAUGUAAGAGAAAUUUGCAACAACUACAAAAUCGCAAUAAUGGAUGGAUGGAAAUCCAGUUCUCAUAACGAUGAAGAGUAAUAACGAUUAUUGAUAAUAAGUAUAAUGAGACUACCAAAUUAACCUCUCCCCCCCUGACAGUGCCAAAGAUGGAACACUAGAGGACUGAGUCAGCUGACCUUGUUCAGCGGCGUCAUCGCGUGACUGUGAUGACGAUGCCAUGUACCUGUAGCAGCACGUGGCGCCCUCAUCUGACGCCGCCGUGUCAGACCAGGGUGCACUCUGUAAUAUGUUUUCGACUUGGCCGAAUGGUUGCCAUUGUGCCAUAGAAUUAACGAGGCGUAUGUUGCUGCCAAGCCAAAGCUCCGGGAUGAAAGGACAAUGUGACUCUGAGAAUGCUUGAGGCUACGUCGUUCAUGUGAUAUUAUACAAUGCCUGUGAUAUCCUGAUGUUGUUGUGAUUAUAACAUCCACGUUCAUGUGACAGACAGACUGUUUUUUAUGAGAACAAGAUAAUGACACUGGAUCAUGGUGAUUCGGUUCAAGUCAAGUAGAUAUGUUUUGUGACCGUUAUGUAAACUUCAGCUUGCAGCUUCACCUUGAACUGGAUAUACUGUGGGAUGCAGAUGGUUUGUUUCCUUUCCAUCAGAGUUCUUCCCACGCCACAGAACUAGAUCUUCGUCCGAGAAAAUAAUUGAACUUAAAAGAACUAAGCCGAACGAGUGCGUUAGAAUCCAAACGUUUGAGGUUAAAAAAGAGUAAUGUAAUACUGUAACAUAUCUUUAUGUUUGGCAGUACGAUGCAAUAAGAAAAAGUCAUCAUUAUCUGAAAUGGUGGUUCCCAUCAUGGAAUAUUUAUUUCAUUUCACUGACACUGAUUUGCAUUCUGCAUCAUCAAGUGCUUCUUUUUGACACGCACGAAGCUCUGAUUUGAAUAUAAAUUGAUGCUUACUUUUAAGCGAUCUUCUUGCAGCAUUGAUCAGUGAGUCAAGCAGUCAGAAAGAACCAGUCCGUCAUAUAUGUUUCAUAUAAGGUUCCAAGGCAGGAUUUUCCAUCGCAAGUUCAAACAUUCAAACGUCACAUGGUACCUAACCCAAAUACAUCUAUAAAUUAAUAAGACUACGAAUUGUAUAUAUUGACUACUUUUACGACUUACGCUAUUUUUACAAGUAGUAUCUGGAGGAACGAGAAUCUCAAAAUCAUGAUGGCGCCAAUGUUUUGUGACCACAUCUGUGACCACAUCUCAUGUCAGUUCGAAACAAGAAUUUAAUUAAAGCAGUAGCAUUUGACAAACAAAACCGAUCGACAAACUCCCAAGAAUUAACGUUCGUGGAUAUUGUAUUAGUUAUGUGACCAACUUUGACUCGCUUUGUUUCACCAGAGGUCCAUUGCGCUCACAUGAGUUACGGAUCCCUUCCUUCCAGAGAAUGCAUCAAAAUGUACUUCACAAUCCUCCGUGAUUUUCUUUGUUGCAUCAAGAGUUGCAUGAUCUCAUAUUACAGUGCCCCGAGGACAGGAAUCCGUUUGUUCAUGGAAUUCAGAUUAGCAUUAGUCAUUUAGGAACAUUAACUCGUGAUUACAUAUAUUGAAAAUGAGUUGUGAGAACAAGAGAUAUUGCGUAAUUCCAAUAGAUUUCUGAAAGACUUAAAACAGGGAAGAAAGUAGGUUAUGAUUUCUAAAGGGAAGCCAGUUACUGCAAAUAUACCAGUAAUUUGCCUUAUGGACAAAGAAAAUCACUUUGAAUCGUACCAGGGAAAGGACGAGUAAAUUAUUACAUUACCUGUUUCCAGGUCUGAUAUUUUCUGCUUGAAGUCAUAAUAAAAAAGGAAAUGCAAAGACCUAAAUCUGAAAAGAAAUGCUACAGACCACAACUUCAAAGAAAGUUCACGGGAAAAAGACGUGUUUGAUUAUCAGCCAUGCAUUUUUGCAGUGUACUGUAUCAAAAGUCUCGCACUUUACUUAUUCUGAAAAUUGGGUAAACACAUAAGAUAAAAAAGGAAAUACUUUAUUUUAAUCACAGUUCAUAUACUACUACAUAUUUUUUUAUAUAGCUUAUGGCAUGCACAUUAUCAUCUGGUUAAACUGGUCAAAGAGGUUUUUUUUAUAUAUCUUCCAUGUAUAAUUAUAUAUUCAGAAACUGCAUGUUGUCGGAAAUGCGCAAGUUUGUGAUUAUCACCAAUAAAUAUUCUGGUAGGUAGCAUAUUUUCCUCAUGUCUAGCAAAUUAGAAUAUGAAGGAAAUGCUGACUAAAAAACUAAGACGAUCCUGAGUGGCGCGCCCACAUAAUGCAAAUGUUGCCUGAACCAUCGUGAUAUGUGACGUUAUCAUCUCUUGGAAGAAUUGCGUGUGAGAAAGGCGAGGCGGUGGUGUUGAGCUGUUUUCGUUGUAACUCACUAUUUUUGUAACCACUUAUUAUAUAUAAGGUUCCACAAAUAGGCGUAUGCAUAAGUCGAUGUGACGCCACAUAUCACGCAAACUAAAUAGAACGGUGCUCUGAAUCAGUCAUCCAAUUUGUAAAAUAUUAUAGCGAGGGAAACUGACUGUUAUCAUACAUGCAAUCACAGAUAAUUCAACUGUUAUAGCAGAGGUUCCUAACCGGCGGGUCGCCGUCCCAAACAGAGGGCUAGUACUUUAUAUUGGGGAAAAUAAAGUAGGCCAAUAUGCAAGGCGUCCGGCCAUGUUCGUAUUAAGCAUAUGCCAAGAAUCCAUGUCACCACGGAAUUCUGUAUUAUAAUCAGGUAAAUAAAGUUUGCAUAUAUUGCUGAAUAUUGUUUUUUUUUUUCUCUUAGGCUAAAAAUGUGCGAUAAAAAUUGAUAAACGUGACGGCUGAUGUCGGGGUCGCGGGAAUGUCGGUUUUAGGAAGGGGUCGCGAAUAUAAAAAUACUGGGAACCACGAUGUUAGAGCAUGAAUUACGAAUAUCAGUUAAGUUAUGCAUUUGAAAAUAGGACAGUUUACAAUUUGCUAAUGAAAUACGCUAAACGAAUAAUGAAUUCACAAUCAUACAGUGGGUGAUCGAUAGUUGUAGUUUGCCUUUGUCACUUUC
Penaeus indicus is the source of this 5195-nucleotide messenger RNA. RefSeq lists its product as uncharacterized. Gene Ontology annotation, cellular component: nucleus. NCBI's taxonomy places the organism in Eukaryota, Metazoa, Arthropoda, Malacostraca, Decapoda, Penaeidae. The transcript has 6 exons. Gene Ontology annotation, molecular function: RNA polymerase II cis-regulatory region sequence-specific DNA binding; DNA-binding transcription factor activity, RNA polymerase II-specific. Gene Ontology annotation, biological process: sex differentiation; regulation of transcription by RNA polymerase II. The coding region runs from base 80 to 1627 and encodes 515 amino acids. The record is from RefSeq and is a predicted model, not a curated record.